Culex quinquefasciatus (southern house mosquito) is the source of this 676-nucleotide messenger RNA. RefSeq lists its product as uncharacterized. NCBI's taxonomy places the organism in Eukaryota, Metazoa, Arthropoda, Insecta, Diptera, Culicidae. The record is from RefSeq and is a predicted model, not a curated record. Bases 44 to 481 code for a protein of 145 amino acids. The transcript has 2 exons.
UGUCAACGCUGGUGAAGUUCAGGAACGCAGACCGUUUCCCAAGAUGAAGGACAUAAAGCUGAUUGUCCCGGUUGAUGAAAGUGUCACGCCUGUGGUUCAGAACGUUCGACGACCUCCUAUCGCGCUAUUGACUCGGGUCGAAGAGAAAUUGGAUCAACUGCUUGCAUCGGAAAUAAUCGAGCCAGUAAAAGGCAACAAACUCACGACAACGUUCAAUCCGACGAAGUUCACCGUAGUAGAUCGCUCAGGUGGUCGAGUCACCGUGUCGGACCAGGAGAACGGGAAAACCUACGAACGGAACGUGGCUCAUCUCAAGCGAGUGGUUGAUCCGCCAGCAGACCUCGGAGAACAGUUCGCGGAUUCCGACACGGACGGAGAAGACUUCAGAGGAUUCGAUCAAAUCGAAAUUCAGGAGAAGUCCCCUCCGAAAGGAAAGCGCACCCGCCGUUGCCCGACCAAAUUUAAUGAUUUUGUGAUGUGAAGAAGAUAAGCAUUUCCAUAAAAAGGGAGAUGUGGUAAUGUGCUGAUUCUCAUGCCAAUUCAUAAACGUGCAAGCCCACUGGGCCGUCUCGCUCUCGGCACUCGACGUGCGUAAAUAAACAAUGUGCUUAAAUCUACUCCGAGUUAGUAUUCAUUUUACGACGAUAAUCCGACUAGUACAAGACCACCUAUCACA